Messenger RNA from Coffea arabica (coffee), 5244 nucleotides. Lineage: Eukaryota; Viridiplantae; Streptophyta; Magnoliopsida; Gentianales; Rubiaceae. The record is from RefSeq and is a predicted model, not a curated record.
CAGGAGAAAUUUUGUCAAACUUAUGUAAUACUAGCUCUCUGUACCAUCUGGGCUUAGCAGACAAUCUUUUUGAAGGCAGCGAUGUAUUUAGCAGUAUUCUCAUGAACUGUGGAAAUCUGCAAUAUCUGGACGUAUCUAUAAAUAAUCUUAGUGGUGUUAUAUCACCAGAGUUUUUUGAGAUGCACACCUUGCUAUUAUAUCUGGGUUUGAGACAGAACACAUUCAGUGGUUCUAUACCUCUGGAAGUAGGAAAGCUGAUGCACAUGGUAAAUUUCACUGUCGCCUACAACAGAUUUUCUGGAGAAAUACCCCCAUCGCUUGCUGAUUGUUUGGAUUUAGAGACUCUUGAAAUGCAGGCCAACUUUUUCGAAGGGACGAUUCCCUCAAAAUUGGCUUCUCUGAAAGCCAUCCAAGUAUUAGACCUUUCAUUUAACAACUUGACUGGACAAAUACCAAGAGACCUUGAGAAACUUCAGCCGUUGAGGUAUCUGAACCUUUCUUAUAAUGACCUUUAUGGGAAGAUACCAACAACCGGAAUAUUUGGGAAUGCAAGCCUAAUAGUUUUGAUGGGAAACAACGAACUUUGUGGAGGCAUUACUGAAUUGCAUUUCCCGCCUUGUCCAUUGAUCAUGGGAAAGAAAAAGGAAAAGCAUAAGAUCAUUGUUCUAUUAUCCACAGUUUUACCAGUAACAUUCUUGGCUCUUGGUAUAAUAUUGUUGUUCUAUUUGGGGGUAUACCAAAAAAGAUAUCGAAGAGAAGCCAGCUCAUCUUUUGUGCUCCCAACAGUCGAUAAGCUGUUAAGAGUUUCUUACCAUGAACUCCAUCGUGCUACUUUGGGAUUUUCUCCAGAAAACUUGAUCGGAUCAGGAAGUUUUGGGAUUGUUUACAAAGGCAGGCUAGAUCAACACGGAGAUAGGCUUGUUGCAGUUAAAGUUCUUGACCUUCAGAAGAAUGGGGCUUCUAAGAGCUUCAAGGCUGAGUGCAAAGCACUAAGAAACAUCCGCCAUCGAAAUUUAGUCUCCAUCUUAAGUUAUUGCUCCAGCGUUGAUUCCAAAGGUCAUGAAUUCAAGGCUCUAGUUUACGAGUUCAUGGAAAAUGGAAAUCUUGACUUGUGGUUGCAUCCAGAAACAACUGAUCAAGCAACAACAUCCAGCUGCCUUAAUCUUUUUCGGAGGCUGAAUAUUGCAAUUGAUGUUGCUUCAGCGGUGCAUUAUCUUCACAACCAAUGUGAAACAACAAUUGUUCAUUGUGAUUUGAAGCCAAGCAACAUUCUUCUUGACAAUGACUUCGCUGCUCACGUGGGUGAUUUUGGAUUAGCAAGGCUUCUUCCUGAAACCAUCAGUACUUCUUCUGACCAGGGAACCAGCAGUGCUGUUGCAAUUAAAGGAUCAAUCGGAUAUGCAGCUCCAGAGUACGGGAUGGGUCUCCCUGCAUCAACUCAAGGCGAUGUGUAUAGCUAUGGGAUAUUUCUGCUGGAGAUGAUCACAAGAAGGAGGCCAACAGAUGAUAUAUUAACUGAUGGCCUAAAUCUUCAUAACUAUGUUAAUGUGGCUCUGCCUGAACAAGUUUGCAAGAUUGUGGACCCGUUACUUCUUUCAAAAGGAGGAGAUCAGUACAGAGAAAUGACUCCAGGAGAGGAAAAGAUUAAUGGCAGAAGAGAGAUGGAGUGUAUGAUUUCCCUGUUGACAAUUGGACUCGAGUGCUCUGCAAGAUUACCAAACGAGCGGAUGCACAUGAAUGAAGCUCUGAGAAAAUUACAUCUCAUUAGGGACGUGUUUCUUGGUAUCAGGCUCAUUGAAGUCCCCAAUACCAUGUGGGGAUUUCGCUCAUCAUCAACAUUAGCAAACAUGUUUCUCCUUCUCUUAGUUGCCAUGAACCUUUCAGUAAGCCAUGUUUCAGCUUCUAAACAAUUUCAAAAUGAGACUGAUCACCUUGCUCUGCUUGAAUUCAAGAAUCAGAUAUACGACGACCCGUUUGGAGUCCUGAAUUCCUGGAACCAUUCACAACACCAUUGUCGGUGGGAAGGAGUCACAUGUAGUUCUCGACAUCAAAGGGUCAUGGCCUUGACUCUAAGGCAUAAGCACUUGUUUGGAACUGUAUCUCCCCAUGUCGGAAAUCUAAGCUUCAUGAGGUUCAUCCAUCUUGAGGAGAAUCAAUUCCAUGGUGAGGUUCCCCAAGAAUUCGGUCGCCUCUUCCGGUUAAGAGUCUUGAACCUGUCAAAUAACGCACUCGGAGGAAAAAUCCCAGCAAACCUGGGCUACUGCUCAGAGUUGAUAACUAUUAACCUAGCGGGGAACAAUCUGGAAGGGAAAAUUCCGAUGGAUGAGCUGAGCAAUUUGAAGAAGCUUGAAAAUUUUAAUAUUUAUUCAAACAAUUUGACAGGAGAGAUUCCCUCCUCCAUUGGGAACUUAUCAUCAUCAUUGAUCGGACUCAGCCUGGGCUUCAACAAUCUGGAGGGAAAUUUGCCCAAGGAGAUGGGGCUCUUAAAAAAGGUUGCUGUGUUAAUAGUAGGAGGAAAUAAACUAUCUGGUAUAAUCCCUGCCUCCAUCUUUAAUAGUUCAGCCAUUACUGUCAUUUCAGUGGGCGGCAAUUCCUUUCAUGGCAAUCUCCCAACCAACAUAGGUCUCACCCUACCAAAACUGAAACGAUUAUAUGUGGGGGGAAACAAGUUCUUUGGAAACUUUCCGACUUCAAUCACCAAUGCUUCUGGGCUUGAGCUAAUUGCGAUUCCUAGUAAUGAGUUUAAAGGCCAAAUUCCAACUAAUUUAGGAGAUCUGACAAAUCUUCGAUUUUUAAAUCUUGAAAGAAACCUCUUCGGCAGUAAUUCAACUGGAGACUUAGAUUUUAUUGCAUCAUUGACCAACUGCAGUGAUCUAAGCGUUUUUUCGUUGAGUGGCAAUAAUUUUGGAGGUAAUAUACCUAAAGUCAUGGCCAAUCUCUCACAUCAACUCACUGAAUUGUACAUGGGGGGGAAUCAACUGUCAGGAACUAUUCCAGAAGGGUUUGGACAUCUUGUCAAUUUAUAUAUCCUUACCCUUGAAGCAAACUCUCUUUUUGGGCUCAUUCCAAGAGAUUUUGGCAAAUUACAAAAUUUGCAACUUCUGAGUCUAGCGCAAAAUGAGUUGUCAGGACAGAUAGUCCCCACCCUAUGCAAUGCCACUGUUCUAUACCGUCUAGAGUUAUCAACUAACCAGUUUGAAGGGGGUAAUAUAUUUGACAACGUUCUUAUGAACUGUCAAAAUUUGCAAUAUCUGGAUAUAUCUCAAAACAAAUUUACUGGAAUUAUAUCACCACAGUUUUUGCAGACGCACUCAUCACUGAUGUACAUGAAAAUGGGUGAAAAUUCGUUUAGCGGUUCUCUGCCUUCUGAAAUUGGAAAGCUUAUACAUUUGGUGGAUUUCAAUGUUUCCCACAACCAACUUGCUGGAGAUAUACCCAUAUCACUUGCUGAUUGUUCAAAUCUAGCGAAUCUUUCCAUGCAAGCCAAUUUUUUCCAAGGAACAAUUCCACCAAAUUUGGCUGCUUUGAAGAGCAUCCAGCAAAUAGACCUUUCGAGUAAUAACUUGACUGGUCCAAUACCCAGAGAACUUGAGAAGCUUCAGUUUUUGAGGUACUUAAACCUUUCCUAUAACGACAUCGAGGGAGAGGUACCAAACACAGGGAUUUUCAGCAAUGCAAGUCAAAUAUCAUUGAUUGGCAACAACAAACUCUGUGGAGGCAUUCCAGAAUUGGAGUUCCCACCUUGCAGAGUUAUCAGAUGGAAAAACAGAGGAAAGAUGAAGGUUAUCAUAUUGCUGUCCAUUGUUUUACUGGCAACGCUUCUGGUCCUUGGUACAGCAUUGUUAUAUCUCUUGGUAUAUCGAAAAAGAGAAAGAAGACUGGUGGCCGGAUUCUCUAGCAUGCCUACAAGAGUCAAUAAGCUCUUGCGAAUUUCUUACCAUGAACUUCAACGUGCAACUUCAGGAUUUUCUCCAGAAAACUUAAUUGGUUCAGGACAUUUUGGAGCUGUCUACAAAGGCACACUAGAAAAACAUGGUAAUAAGCUUGUAGCAGCUAAAGUUCUUGAUCUUCAAAAGAACGGAGCUAAAAAAAGUUUUAAGGCUGAGUGUAAAACAUUGAGAAAUAUUCGCCAUAGAAACCUCGUUUCUAUCGUGAGUUAUUGCUCCAGUAUUGAUUCCAAGGGUGAUGAAUUCAAAGCUCUAGUCUAUGAGUUCAUGGAAUAUGGAAAUCUGGACUUGUGGCUGCAUCCUGCAGAGACAACUGAUCAAGCAACAAGCUCAAGAAGUCUUAAUCUUUCUCAGAAGCUGAACAUUGCAAUUGAUGUGGCUUCAGCAUUGCAGUAUCUUCACAACCACUGUGAAGCAGAGAUUGUUCAUUGUGAUCUAAAACCAAGUAACAUUCUUCUUGACAAUGAUCUUGUUGCCCAUGUGGGUGAUUUUGGAUUGGCAAGGCUUCUCCCAAAUCCCAACAACAGAUCUUCCCAGCAGGGAACCAGCAGUGCUAUUGCUAUAAAAGGAACAAUCGGUUACGCAGCUCCAGAGUAUGGAAUGGGUCAUGCGGCAUCAACUCCAGGGGAUGUCUACAGCUACGGCAUUCUUUUGCUAGAGAUGAUCACAAAGAGGAGGCCAACAGAUGAUAUAUUGAUAGGUUGCAAUUUAUUCAUUUAUUUUAUUAUUAAUUCCUCCUAUUACCUGACUUGAUGUGGAUUUAAUUGCUGGAUUCUACUCAUUUUUAGUAUUUGACGUUUAUUUCAGGGAGUAGAAUAUAAAUAUGAUAACAGGUGCCAAAUUGAAAAAAAAAAAAAAGAAUUCAGAUGAGAAAGCUUGUCCCAGGACACUUUUGGAAGAGAAGAUGUCAUGCCCAUUUUGGUAAUUUUUGCAAGGGAAUGACAGACAGAGGGCUUCGCUUCCUGUGGAGGUCCCGCCGCAAUUAAAAGAAGGAAAGGCAGCAAGCCGGGGAUCUGGCUUGUUCUUGAUUUUCCGUCUGGAGCUUAGCAGCCAUUUUUGACUUUUCCAUUGUAAUUCACUUUUUGGCUGGAGGAGCCUACGGAUGUUAGGAAGAAAAGGCAUUUGUUAGCCUUGGGCUUUGACUUUUCCUUUUCCUCUCUUUUGAAUCCUGCGCAUGGCAGGAACAUUGGAGAAUUGCUUCUUUUGACUUUUCUUCUUUAGCUUGAGACGAAGUGAAAACCACGAACUUUUGUAGCUUUUCUGUUCAUUCGAUAUAUUGAGACGAAUUGGAUUUUGC